GGUGACACAGUCGUAGGUGAACAGGGUGUAGAGGAUGGGAUUGAGGUUUCGAGAGUGGAACGUGCAAACACGUGGGCGGUGGGCACCAUCUUGCGUAGUUAAUCGAUUACAUUUUGUCUUAUUGAUCUGCAUCUGCAAAGUAGCUAAGCCUUUAAACUAAUCAUGGAAACGAAUCCAGAAUUGUACAUGAGUACAUGUACUCAGAUCAGUGGCGUACUGUUUGACUGUCACGUUUCAUUUAAAGUGAAGAUCGGUGCUUUAUUUCUGCUUGGUCUCUGACCUGAGUGGAAACUCAUCAAUGUCAAAAUCAGGCAGCGACUUUCGCCUGUUUGAUAACCAGCGAGUCUCUGAGCCACUUCUCCAACUGCUUUUUCUUUGGGAUCAUCCGCCGCUGCUGUGACCUUUGACCAUUCGCCGGCUGUUCUUACACAGGUCUGUGAUCUCCACAAAGUUUUUUUGUUGGUGUUGGUGUUAGACCUUUUGGUCAGUACAUGUGACGUCUCUGUGUCAAUAUUUGAGUUUAGUUUAACCAUUGAUUCGCUGGCUCUGUUCUCCAUUUUACAUCCAGACAGAGACCAGACGUCCUCGCAGGAAAAGACAGGAGACACAGAAACAUGUUGCUGUCCUCAGCUCCAACCCUGAGCCUUUGCACUCUGCUCUUCUGCUCUGAUCUCAUCCAGUGUUCAGUGUUCCUGGUUCAGUCUUCCGCGGGUCAGGUCCUCCGCUCCUCCCCCUCCCCCUCUUUCAGGAGGCGUCGAGCCAACGCCUUCCUGGAGGAGAUGUUACCUGGAAACCUGGAGCGGGAGUGUUACGAGGAAAAUUGUUCUCAGGAAGAGGCUGCCGAGAUCUUCCAGACCAAAGAGAAGACGCUGGAGUUUUGGUUCAGAUACAUAAAUCUGAACCCCUGUCGGACAAACCCCUGUCUGAACGGAGGGAUCUGCACUCUGGAGCGAGGAGACUUUGUGUGUCUCUGUCCUCCGCAGUACCGCGGCAAUCUCUGUGACUCAGUGGUGUCGGAGUGUCGCUAUAGAAACGGAGGCUGUAUGCAGUACUGCAGAGACCUGACAGGUGGCGCUGGAGUUCAGUGUGGCUGCGCUGAUGGAUUCAAACUGGAGCUUGAUGGACACAGCUGCUCUCAGACGGUGAUGGUGCCGUGCGGCCAGCAGCAGUAUGAGAUGGCGUUCUCGACCCGAUCUCUGUGGACUGAGGAAGGCAAUGUCACAGAGAGCUGGUGGCCUGAACUGAAUUUGACAAAGUCUGGGGAGAAUAUAGAGAACACAACAAUCAGAGAGAGAGGAGUGAACAGCACAUUGCUGAUGGGGGGGGGGGAGGAGGAGGAGGGUGAAGAAGAAGGUGAGCGGGCGAUGUCUCGUAUUGUGGGAGGAACUGUGGAAAAACUAGGACGGAGUCCAUGGCAGGUUCUGAUCCGCAGGGCCAAUGGCUACGGUUUCUGUGGAGGGACUCUGGUUUCUGAUCGUUGGGUGGUCUCUGCUGCUCACUGCUUUGAGGAGCCUGCAGACCACGUCACUAUAGGAGACUACGAUAAUCAGCGUCCCGAUCCAGGUGAGCAGGUGAUAAAGAUUGACAAAGUCUUCGUCCAUCCUCAUUUCCACUCCUUCACCUUCGACAGUGACAUCGCACUGCUCUACCUCACCCAGCCCGUCCUCAGGGGCCCCACUGCCAUCCCUGCCUGCCUGCCUGACACCCACCUGUCUAAAUAUCUGCUGAAGGAGGAGAACCGAGGGGUGGUGACGGGCUGGGGGGUCACUCAUUACCUGGGCAAGUCCUCCCGCUUCCUCAGGAAGGUGGUGCUCCCAGUGGUCAGCUACAAAGACUGCACCGCUUCAACUGAACAGGUGAUCACAGACAACAUGUUCUGUGCAGGUUACCUGGGCACAGGUAAGGACGCCUGCAGUGGAGACAGUGGCGGACCCUUUGUGGUGAAUUACAGAGGGACCUGGUUUCUGACCGGAGUUGUCAGCUGGGGGGAGCAAUGUGCUGUCAAGGGGAAGUACGGCGUUUAUACCAGACUGGGGAACUUCCUGAGCUGGAUUAGAGACACCAUGGAGAGACAGGAGCAGAACAGGACCCACGGCUGACGGAUGAAGACUGGUGAAGGUGGUGGUGAGCGUUAACACAAACUUCAGAGGAUCAUCAUUAUCAUACCAGUGAGCAGCACCAGUGGAUUGUGGGAUACUGAACUCCAUGGUGAUACACUGAAGAAGAAGCUGCAUUCAUCAAACUGUGUGACAUCUGGCAUCUGCUGGUGAAAACAUGUAGUAAAGUAACUGUCUGCUGCUGGCUGGUCUCUGGCCCCAGGUGAAGUCAUCAGGUGCUGAGGCAAUUAAUUCGAACAAAUUACGGUGCAAACCUUGUUUGAACAUGAUUUUUGGAAAAAGUGGUGGCAUGUCCUGUGUCUGCAGGGGUCUGUGUCUACAUCAGUUUGAAGUGCCAAACGUGAGAACACGUAGGUCAACACUGUUAACACGUAUGAUUCAGAGAAUAUGUGAAGAAUGUGUUUCCUGCAGUUUGAUGCACAGUCCAUAUUAACGAAUCCAACAUGUGUUGCAGCAGAUUAUGCGUGCACCUGCAGAUUCACCGUUACUGGUGAGCAUGUCCUCAAGUCCAGCACAGGCCUAAACUUAAACCUGAACCCAGCCUGCAACUUUAAGACCUGACUGAACCCAUCUGGUAGCACCACACUGGAGACCUAAACCUGAAGAGCAGGGGCUUUUAUUUUUCUUUAUUUUACCCACCACUGACCAUUUAGCUUAGCAUGCUAACGUGUGAGUGAGCUACAGCCACCUGAACCACAUGAACACUGAUGAUUGAGCCAGUCAGAGAAAAUUCAUUGUACGAAACAUUUGAAAGUCACUUAAUUGAACCCUGUCUGAAAAUUUGUGAGCCUGAGAGGCCAGAGCCGGGCUAAACCCGGCAUGUCCUGACAGAAUGUGGGUUCAUGUUGGGUUCAACAGCAGAACCGUGGCAAAUCAUACCGACACUGAGCUGUUCCUCAGGAAGGAAGGAGCUUGUCAUGUUUGACGACAUCUUUGUCCUUGAAUUUGUUUAUUCAAAGUCAUUUUGAGCAAAUGUGUCCAUUGCUGAAUGUGAAGUAACACAACACAGACAUUACACUCAGUGGCACCAAAGACCAGCCAGGAGCAGAGGGUCCGGCUUUUCACCAGUCAGCAUCACUACAGCCUAGACAUUGAGAAUGAAUCGCUGCUCAUUAGGUUGUGUGUUAACGUCACCACACUGCUGUAAAUGAGUAGGAAAUUCACAUCCACCCCAGAGAUUUACAAGAAGUUAUAGACUUUUACUACUUAAUCAUGUUUCUAGUUUCUGUACAUCAGGUCUUUAUUUUCUGAAGUACCUACAUCAUAAUGUAUAAAAUCGUUCUGACUCUAUCACAGCAACAUUGAACAAAUCUUUCUUUGUCAAACGUGUUUAUUUCAAUUCAUUAACAAGACCUUUUAUAUAAUUCAUAUGCAAGUAAAGUACUACAGUAGUGACAUAUGAUGCAUAUCGGUGAAGAAACACUACAGUGUACUUUACAACCACAAAUCAGAAAUAGCUUGGACUCUAUGUAAAGUCAAAAUUAAAACCUAAAAUAGUGAUUAUAAAUCAUCUGUGUCCUGUGUUACAUUGAAAACAGUCCAGCAGCACAUUC
Molecule: messenger RNA, 3670 nt
Organism: Monopterus albus (swamp eel)
Lineage: Eukaryota; Metazoa; Chordata; Actinopteri; Synbranchiformes; Synbranchidae
Product: coagulation factor IX
Exons: 11
Coding region: 615-2099 (494 amino acids)
Biological process (GO): proteolysis; blood coagulation
Cellular component (GO): extracellular region
Molecular function (GO): serine-type endopeptidase activity; calcium ion binding
Source: RefSeq, a predicted model, not a curated record